This is a messenger RNA of Falco peregrinus (peregrine falcon), 1339 nucleotides long. RefSeq names its product ribosome production factor 2 homolog (gene RPF2). The transcript has 11 exons. Lineage: Eukaryota; Metazoa; Chordata; Aves; Falconiformes; Falconidae. Gene Ontology annotation, cellular component: nucleolus. The record is from RefSeq and is a predicted model, not a curated record. Gene Ontology annotation, biological process: ribosomal large subunit assembly; maturation of LSU-rRNA from tricistronic rRNA transcript (SSU-rRNA, 5.8S rRNA, LSU-rRNA). Bases 16 to 1131 code for a protein of 371 amino acids. Gene Ontology annotation, molecular function: rRNA binding.
GAAGCAACUUGGAUCAUGAGGAAAGGGGAGACAGGGAGAGGAAGAAAGCAGGUGCUACAAGUGCACUGCUGUGGACAGCAAACCCCUCAGCGUUACCGACCCGGCCACAACCAGCCCAGCCAGCCGGUUAUUCCGAGCACCAGUCAGAACUGGGUGGGGUGGUCUGCGGGCCGGCGUGAUUGCUGUCGUCAGCGCCACUGCUGCGCUCCCAGCGCGCCGGGCACGGGAGGAGGAAAGCCUAAAACUAAGAGAGCAAAAAGGUUUCUUGAGAAGAGAGAACCCAAACUUAAGGAAAACACAAAAAAUGCUAUGCUAAUAAGAGGAGGAAAUGCAAACUUAACAGUGACUGAAGUGCUUAAAGACAUUUAUGCUGUGAAGAAGCCUUUUGCUGUACUGUAUAAAAAGAAAAAUAUUACCAGGCCUUUUGAGGAUCAAACAUCAUUGGAAUUUUUUUCCAAGAAAUCAGAUUGUUCUUUGUUUCUCUUUGGCUCUCAUAACAAGAAGCGACCAAACAACCUGAUAAUAGGUCGUAUGUUUGACUAUCAUGUCCUAGACAUGAUUGAGCUAGGCAUUGAGAAGUUUGUAUCCUUGAAAGAUGUCAAGAACAGUAAAUGUCCUGAAGGAACAAAACCUAUGUUGAUAUUUGCUGGUGAUAUGUUUGAUGUAAAUGAAGAAUACAGAAGACUGAAGAGCCUUUUUAUUGAUUUCUUCAGAGGUCCUAGCGUGCCCAGUGUUCGUCUGGCUGGUUUAGAGUACGUUCUGCAUUUCACAGCUGUAGAGGGGAAAAUUUACAUGCGAAGUUAUAAGGUGCUUCUGAAGAAAUCUGGCUGUAAAAUACCAAGAAUUGAACUGGAAGAGAUGGGACCUUCAUUAGAUCUAGUUAUGAGGAGGACACAUUUAGCUUCAGAUGACCUUUAUAAGCUGUCUUUAAAACAACCAAAAGCCUUAAAACCUAAGAAGAAAAAGAACAUCUCCCAUGAUGCGUUUGGUACAACUUAUGGUCGAAUCCACAUGCAGAAACAAGAUCUUGGUAAACUGCAAACACGGAAAAUGAAAGGGCUAAGGAAGAGGCCAGCGGAGAAGUCAGCUGAAGAUGGUGGGGUUAGUCCCAAAAAGUCAAAAUCGGCUUGAUAAGCUGGAACAGCUUUGAAAACUCUUUGUACCAUCAAAUUUAGUAUAUAUGUUGUAAUAUAAACACGUUGGACAUAAAUGAUUCAUCUGCAGUUUUAAUUUUAUAAAAACAAUCUUUUUAAUGAUUUGUCAUUGUAAAGAGAACAUGGGAGUUUUGAGCUUUAACAUGGAACUUGGUUAUUUAAAAUAAAAAAAGUGAUAUAACUUG